Batrachochytrium dendrobatidis JAM81 is the source of this 2587-nucleotide messenger RNA. RefSeq lists its product as uncharacterized. Gene Ontology annotation, cellular component: chromosome; nucleus; cytoplasm. Gene Ontology annotation, biological process: double-strand break repair via homologous recombination. Gene Ontology annotation, molecular function: 3'-5' DNA helicase activity; ATP binding; four-way junction helicase activity. The transcript is spliced from 12 exons. NCBI's taxonomy places the organism in Eukaryota, Fungi, Chytridiomycota, Chytridiomycetes, Rhizophydiales. The record is from RefSeq and is a predicted model, not a curated record. Bases 1 to 2457 code for a protein of 818 amino acids.
AUGGACAAGUUUCUGAUUCCAAGAAGCAUCAUUGCUACAGGCGAGUUGGGUCCUGUCGCAUCUUCCAUGACUACACACCAGUCAUCUUACACUGAACUACUCAAAAGUAAAAUUCAUCACACUCUUAAAUCCAUCUUUGGUUUGGCCGACUUCCGCGGGGAACAGGAGCGAAUCAUCUUGUCCACUCUGCAAGGUGGUGGAAAGUCGCUUACGUUUCAACUUCCUGCACUAAUCUCUCCUGGAAUUACUCUAGUGAUUUCACCCUUGAUUGCUUUAAUCCAAAAUCAAGUUGAUGCUCUUGUGAAACUCAAAAUCAAGGCUGCAUCUCUCAACUCUAGUCUCAAAAAAACUGAAAAAGACAAGAUUACAAAGGACUUGGCUACUGGAAAUCCAAAAACUAAAUUACUUUAUGUCACUCCAGAACUGCUUGCAACGGAUAAAUUUAGAGCCACCAUGCAAAAAAUCAAUAAAGCAGGAAUGCUUUCCCGAAUUGUGGUGGAUGAAGCACAUUGUAUCAGUGAAUGGGGACAUGACUUUCGAGACGAUUACCGCAAAUUAUCGUAUUGGAAAGACACCUAUCCAACCAUUCCUAUCAUGGCUCUUACCGCCACUGCCAUUGCUAGUGUUCAAGCAGAUAUUGUAAAGCAGCUUCACUUGGACACAUCGCUAAACACGUUUAUUUCAUCAUUCAAUCGACCAAACUUGCAUUAUGAAGUACGGUUUAAACCUUUAGACACAAAUGAUCCUUUCAACGAUAUAAUUAAAUUUCUCAAUAACGUGUACGAAUCCAGACGAGAACGAUUAAAAAAAAGCAACUCUGAAGGAAGAUCCACUGCUCUUUGCGGAAUCAUAUACUGUGGAACACGAAAAACAUGCGAGGAUGUAGCCAGCAUGCUUCGUACAAAUCAAAUAAGAGCACAGUGCUACCAUGCUGGACUUUCGCCAAAAACUCGAAAGCAAAUUCUUCAAGCAUGGUCAGGCACGGAUGUAACCACAGCUGUAUCCACUCCAAAAGAAAAAAAGACCAAAAGAGCAUCAGCCUCCACCACUCCGUCGAAACAAACAUCUACAGCCAAACAUGGUACAACCGAACCCCUUAUUCCAGGGGAAACUGUAGACAUAGUUGUUGCAACAAUCUCUUUUGGAAUGGGUAUUGACAAAAAAGAUGUCCGAUUUGUGAUUCAUUGGGAUAUGCCCAAAUCUUUUGAAGGCUACUAUCAGGAAUCAGGACGUGCUGGUCGUGACGGAAAAGUGAGUCGGUGUAUUUUAUACUACUCAAGACAAGAUAGGGAUCGACAUGUUUUUAUGCUCCAGCAGCAACUGAACAGCCUUGAUUCUGCAUAUAGGACGCAUGCCAUGCAAAGCUUCAACGAGCUUGUCAGGUAUUGUGAAAACGAUAGUAUUUGUCGGCACAAGUAUACCGAUGAGUAUUUUUCUGAAAAAAAAAUAAUGGUAGACUUGAAUGUUCAAACAAAAAAACUCAAGCGCACCUUAAUAGAGUCUAAAAACCAAGACGAACUGUGUCCAGAAAAACACUGUGAUAUAUGUCGAGAUCCUCUCAAAGUCAAGAAAAUGGUCAAGGCCGCUUUAUCCAACCCUUCAGUACAUAAACCGCGAUUUGGAGCAGAUUUGGCCGAUAUGCCUGUUAUGCCUUGCUCAUCAGCCAUUGAAAAGUUUGGUGGUUUCAAAAGUGCUCGUGAAUUAAAUAUGACGCGACUCAAGGACGGAUCAGUUGUUGGAGUUGUUCGUAAGCGUACACUUGAUAUGUUUUCAACUGAUCCCGAUAUGGACGAUCUUGCUGCUCAAUCCAGUGCAGUAUGUUCUGCCAUACACCCCUAUAAUGAAGAAUCCAGACAGGAUGAUUACAAUGGCAGACAAUAUCAAGAAAGCUCAAACUAUAGACACCAAACCAGCACUGGUACCAAAACAAACCAUUCUGAUUUUCAAACUGCAAGUGGCAAAUCCAUCAAAGUAGAUCCAGCAGCAAAAAGAUUGUUUCUUUUUGGGAAAAAAGGAUUGAAAGAAACCGUUUCAAACACACCGCUUUCACAACUAGAACUGCGAACAACGUCAACAUUUCCAAUACGAUCCCCAGCAGCAAAAACCGUUCAGGGAAUGAAUAUUACUGAUCGAGAACGGUCGUUUGAGCGAAUUUAUAACGAGCUGAAAAACGUAUUUCCUAUAUUGGAAUGCAGUAGCAACUGGAUUUGGAACUUGGUUUGUAUUGACAACCCUGAUGAACGCAGUCAUUUUCUACUGCAGGUGGCUGCGGAUAUUGAGGCAAGAUGCUAUAGGGGUACAAAGCUGGCUAUGAUUUACAACAAUUACAUUGUAGCGCGAAUUCGGGAGAUUAAGAAUUUAAAACAGCCUGAGCAUCUACAGACAUGGAUUACUGGCACAGCUGUGGAAGUUAUUUUAUCAAAAAACGCCCAGCAACCCAUCCAAGGAUCUACUUAGUCAUUACAAACUGGUGCCAACCCCUUGGUUGUUGAAACAAUUCGAAAUGAUAUUCAUUCAAAAUCUAGUCAACCAUUUACGCUACAUUCGUGUCAUAAUAAAUACUCAAAAAUCAAACUCGCAAUCAGAA